This is a messenger RNA of Lemur catta (Ring-tailed lemur), 2191 nucleotides long. Its product is annotated as SH3 and multiple ankyrin repeat domains protein 3-like. The record is from RefSeq and is a predicted model, not a curated record. The transcript is spliced from 17 exons. Bases 95 to 2191 code for a protein of 698 amino acids. Gene Ontology annotation, molecular function: synaptic receptor adaptor activity; ionotropic glutamate receptor binding. NCBI's taxonomy places the organism in Eukaryota, Metazoa, Chordata, Mammalia, Primates, Lemuridae. Gene Ontology annotation, cellular component: postsynaptic density; postsynaptic membrane; dendritic spine.
AAGUGUCUCCAGUUGCCCUGCCCUGGCCAGCCGGAGUGCGGACAGUUCCUGCUCCAGGAAGCCAUUCUGUGGGGCUCCUCUGACACGGGCAGCCAUGCCGCGCAGCCCCACGUCCAGCGAGGACGAGAUGGCUCAGAGCUUCUCCGACUAUUCCGUGGGGUCCGAAUCCGACAGCUCCAAAGAAGAGACCAUCUACGACACGAUCCGGGCCACCGCGGAGAAGCCGGGCGGCGCCAGGAAGGAGGAGAGCCAGGGCAACACGCUGGUGAUCCGCGUGGUCAUCCAGGACCUGCAGCAGACGAAGUGCAUUCGCUUCAACCCGGACGCCACGGUGUGGGUCGCGAAGCAGCGGAUCCUCUGCACGUUGAACCAGAGUCUGAAAGACGUGCUGAACUACGGGCUGUUCCAGCCGGCCAGCAACGGGCGCGACGGCAAGUUCCUGGACGAGGAGCGGCUUCUGCGGGAGUAUCCGCAGCCCCUGGGCCAGGGCGUCCCUUCCCUCGAGUUUCGAUACAAGAAGCGGGUGUAUAAACAGUCCAAUCUUGACGAGAAACAGCUGGCCAAGCUGCAUACAAAGACCAAUCUGAGAAAAUGCAUGGACCAUAUUCAGCACCGCUUGGUGGAGAAAAUCGUCAAGAUGCUGGAUCGAGGCCUGGACCCCAAUUUCCACGACCCGGAGACGGGAGAGACCCCCCUGACCUUAGCUGCCCAGCUGGACGACUCUGUGGAGGUCAUCAAAGCUCUCAGAAACGGCGGGGCUCACCUGGACUUCCGUGCCAAAGAUGGGAUGACCGCCCUGCACAAAGCCGCCCGGAUGAGGAACCAAGUUGCCCUGAAGACCCUGCUAGAGCUUGGAGCGUCCCCGGAUUACAAAGACAGCUACGGGCUCACGCCCCUGUAUCACACGGCCAUCGUUGGGGGCGACCCCUACUGCUGCGAGCUCCUCCUGCACGAACACGCCACCGUGUGCUGCAAAGAUGAGAACGGCUGGCACGAGAUCCACCAGGCCUGCAGGUACGGACACGUGCAGCACCUGGAGCACCUGCUGUUCUAUGGGGCGGACAUGGGCGCCCAGAAUGCCUCGGGGAACACGGCCCUGCACAUCUGCGCCCUCUACAACCAGGACAGCUGUGCGAGAGUGCUGCUGUUUCGAGGCGGAAAUAAGGAAUUAAAGAACUACAACAGCCAGACUCCAUUUCAGGUGGCAAUCAUCGCAGGCAACUUCGAACUGGCAGAAUACAUCAAGAACCACAAGGAGACGGACGUCGUGCCCUUCCGAGAGGCCCCGGCAUACUCCAACCGGAGGCGGCGGCCCCCCAAUACGCUGGCCGCCCCCCGGGUCCUGCUGCGCUCCAACAGCGACAACAACCUCAACGCCAGUGUGCCGGAGUGGGCCGUGUGCCCCACAGCCGCCUCCCACCGCAGCCUCUCGCCGCAGCUGCUGCAGCCGACGCCCAGCAGGCCCGAUGGCGCAGUGAAGACCAUCGGGAACUACAUCCCCGGGCCCCGCAGCCGGUCCCCGUCACUCAACAGGCUGGGCGCAGGCGAGGAUGGCAAGAGGCACCGACACGUCGGGUCGCCCUUCGCUCCUGGUGCCAACAAGGACCCGCUCUCGGCCUUCGAGUACCCGGGGCCCAAGAGGAAGCUCUACAGCGCCGUGCCCGGAAGGCUCUUCGUCGUCGUCAAGCCAUACCAGCCCCAAGUCGACGGCGAGAUCCCCCUUCACCGCGGCGACAGGGUCAAAGUGCUGAGCAUCGGCGAAGGGGGCUUCUGGGAAGGCAGCGCCCGCGGCCACACUGGGUGGUUCCCAGCCGAGUGCGUGGAGGAGGUGCAGUGCAGGCCCCGGGACGGCCAGGCAGAAACCCGUGCAGACCGCAGCAAGAAGCUCUUCAGGCACUACACGGUGGGCUCCUAUGACAGUUUCGACGCCUCCAGCGACUGCAUCAUCGAGGAGAAGACGGUGGUCCUGCAGAAGAAAGACAAUGAGGGCUUCGGGUUCGUGCUCCGGGGGGCGAAAGCGGAUACACCCAUUGAAGAAUUCACACCGACGCCAGCGUUCCCAGCCCUGCAGUACCUGGAGUCCGUGGAUGAAGGCGGGGUGGCGUGGCAAGCCGGGCUGAGGACUGGGGACUUCCUGAUUGAGCCCACUGUGGACGCCACUCCCUGGGACCUGCUGUUUGAUGGUCUCUGA